CGGACGACGACCGCAUGUCGCUGACGACGGCCGUGAGCGACGAGGACGACGCGGAGAGCGUGCACAACUCGCCGUACCGCGCCAAGCAGACGGGCACCGCCGCCGCCUCCUUCAACUGCACCGGCGCCGUGCGCAAGGCGGGGUUCCUGAGCGUGAAGAAGUGGCUGCUGCGGAAGAAGCACCAGAUCGAGCUGGCGCGCAAGCGCGGCUGGAAGGGCUACUGGGUGUGCCUGAAGGGCACCACGCUGCUCUUCUACCCGUGCGACUCGCGGGAGGGCCGCAGCGUCGAGGCGGCGCCCAAGCACCUCAUCAUCGUCGACGGCGCCAUCAUGCAGCCCAUCCCGGAGCACCCCAAGCGCGACCACGUCUUCUGCCUCAGCACCGCCUUCGGCGACGCCUACCUCUUCCAGGCGCCGUGCCAGGUGGAGCUGGAGAACUGGGUGAACAGCAUUCACUCUGCGUGCGCCGCCGCCUUCGCCCGGCACCGCGGCAAGACGGGCACGCUGCACCUGCUGCAGGAAGAGAUCUUCCGCCUUGAGAAGGCCAUCGAGUCGGACCACAAGCUGAAACACAUGGCGGACCUGCAGCAGAGCGUGGUGUCGGACCCAGAGACGAAGCAGCAGAUCAACAACCAGAUCGUGCAGUGGGAGGAGAACCUAGAGCGACUCCACUGCGAACAGUUCCGGCUACGCUGCUACAUGGCCAGCCUGCAGAGCGGCGAGCUGCCCAACCCCAAGAGCCUGCUGACGCACGUGUCGCGCGCGACGAAGAACACGCUGAACAAGCUGGGCGUGUUCACGGUGUCGUCGUUCCACGCGUUCAUCUGCGCGCGCAGCCCGUCGCUGCUGAACAACCUGCUGGCGGGCCGCGGAGCCACCAAGCGCCGGCCGCCCAUGCUGUCGCGCUCCAACUCUGGCUCCUCGCGCCGCUCGCUGCAGCUCUCGUCUCGCGACGACCAGGACAAGAGCGUCAAGGUCGCGCUGCCCGACAACCAGACUGCUCAUAUCUACCUGAGGGAUGCAAUGUCUGUCGAGGAAUUUCUGGCAAGCGCGUGCGGUCGGAAGAAUUUAAACCCGAUGGAACAUUUUGUACGGGUCAAGAAAAGACGAGACAUGGAAGACCACAAUUAUUUCGUUCCUCAUCGGACGGAUCUUAUAGAGACAUAUCUCCACACACACGAGAUAGUGGAGGUUUGUGCAAAGAUACUGUAUCAGGUAGAGCUUCAGCGUACCACUCUCGAACAGAUGUGGGGAUUCUCAGUGGAAGCAGAACUGAUCGAGAACGCCGAUCGCCAAGACGAACUGUGCUGUUAUGUGAGCAGAGUGGAGGACAAGAGUGUUGCUAUGCAGAAUGGAAUAAUCAAGGGCGACGAGAUCAUGGUAAUAAAUGGUGCUAUAGUGAGCGACUUGGACAUGAUGUAUCUCGAGAGUGUUCUCCAAGAAGAACUCGCCCUGUGCAUGAUGAUGAGGUCAUCACGGACAGAGCCGCCAGAUCUUGUGGGUAUUAUGCGUGCGACGGACGACAUCAUCGAGAGCCUCGUCUGCCCACCUCCCCCUUCAGAUCCCCCUAUCAUCAGCGAAGAGAUGAUAUCAGGGCUCAUUGUUCCUGCACCCGGGUGGAGCAAGGAGCUUUACUCUCCCGAGGCGGAGAGCUCUCCUGCUCCUUCUAGUGAAGCUGGCGGAAAAACUACUUCCCGGACGAACUCAUUCGAAAUAGAAAAUCUACUGAAGACUGCAGAGCAAGUGACAGGCUUCUGCCGAUCUCCUGUAGAAACUCGUAAGUCUAGUCCUACAGGUAGUGUCACAAGCAGCCAGUCACAAGCUCUGCUUACACCUAGCCGCCAACUUACUGAUGCUGAAAAACUUCGCAAAGUUAUUCUCGAACUUAUUGAUACUGAACGCACUUAUGUUAAGCACCUGAAUAAUCUAUUGGAGAAUUAUUUAGAACCACUGAAGAAAGAAACAUUUUUAUCAAAUGCAGAAAUUAAUGCACUUUUUGGAAACAUCCAAGAGAUUGUAGCAUUCCAAAGACAAUUUCUUCAGAACCUGGAUGAAGCUCUAGAAAUGGAACCUGAUUUCAACAAGUUUGAGCAUCCUAGCCAAUUCAAAAAUGUUCUUUUCUCUAUUGGAAAUGCAUUCCUAUUAUACGUAAACCACUUCAAGCUCUACAGCUCCUUCUGUGCAAGUCAUUCAAAGGCACAAAAAGUACUACACCCUAAUGAGGGUAACCAAGCACUGCAAGAGUUCCUAGCUGCACGUAAUCCAAGACAGCAGCAUUCUUCCACUCUGGAAUCAUAUCUCAUCAAACCAAUCCAACGAAUUCUUAAAUAUCCACUUCUACUGCAGCAGCUGCGAAACUUAACAGAUCCUUCUUCAGAUGAGCAUCAGCAUCUUGUUGAGGCCCUUAAGGGCAUGGAGAAGGUAGCUGAACAUAUAAAUGAAAUGCAAAGGAUACAUGAAGAGUAUGGAGCAAUAUUUGAUCACUUGUUUAGGCAACAUCAGAAAUCAUGUAAACAGCCAAUUGAUCUCUCACCUGGCGAUCUUCUUUAUUAUGGAGGUGUUGAAUGGUUGAACAUAUCUGACUUCCUAGGAAAGAUAAAGAAAGGCCUUGAACUCCAUGCAAUGUGCUUUGUAUUCAAGUCAGCAGUUGUGUUCCUCUGUAAGGAACGAUUGCGACAGAAGAAGAAGCUAAUGGGAGUGUCGAGCAAAGGCAGUUCCAGUGAAGUAGAAAUAAUUCGAUACCAAGUUCUUAUUCCUGUAACUGAAGUACAAGUUCGUGCAAGUUCAGCAAAGGACAUGGAUUCACAUUUCCUCUGGGAACUUAUACAUCUUAGGUCACAACUACAAAGGCGAUCAGAAAAAGUUUACGUUCUUUCUAACAGCACGGCAGACUUCAGAAAUGCGUUCCUGAAAACUAUUCGCCAAAUAAUUCGUGAGAGUGUUCGUAAUAUGAGCAUCCCUGCAACGAAGCCAGGAUCAGGAUCUGGGGCUCUAGUGUCAUCUGCUUCAACAUCAGCAACACCCAGCAGUGGUACAGCCACUAAGGUUCCAGCAGGUAGUGCUGCUUCUAACAGUAUGAGUGGAACUGGAGGCAGUGGGUCUUCUGGUGGAGACAGUCAUCAACAGCAGCAACAUCAGCAGCAACAGCAACAUCAUCAACAGCAGCAGCAGCAACAACAACAGCAGCAGCAGCAACAACAGCAACAGCAGCAGCAGCAACAGCAACAGGCAACAUCUAGCAAGGGUGUAGUAAUUCUGCAGGGAUCACACACUUUGGGAAAGCCAAAGAAACCACCAAAGGGCCUUCAGCGACACUCGGCUGGCAACAUUGACUAUGACAAUCUUGAUCGAACUGGUGAAAGUGGUUCCCAAGAAACUCCUAGCAGUUUCCGAGCACGUAGCAAGACUGUUAGUGAUGGUGCUGAUGAAAGUCAUGAAAAAGGUAGUGGCAAACAGCAUGAUUUGGAUCCAGGAACAAAGUCUGAGGGAGAAGAGGAUUCAAGCCUAGUUGCAACAGCAAAAGGGAAGUCGACUCUAGGGAGAACACCAAAUCACCUUACUCUGAGUUCUACGUCAACCCUCUCAGCGGGAAGCACUGGAAGCCAAGCAAGACUGAUCCAAUCAUCCCAUCAGCCUGAGAACUACCAGCCACCAACAGUUAAAGAUUUAGGAUCACCCGUGUGGAAACCAAGAGACAUGGUAGGCCUAGGUGAAGCAACCACACUUCCUCGAAAGGGUAAAUCCUCCUCUACCUCUUCCUGUUCAGAUAAUACAGCUAGGGACAGAGAACGUUGCUUAGUGUUUGAUUACCCAACUCCAACUCGCAAAGCAGAAGGCCAAAGCAGCACACAUGAAAAUGCAUCAUCAACAUCCUCAACCAGUGCACAGCAGCCAUGAAGAAAGUCGAGCGCUCGCAUAGGUAAAUUGCAGUAUUAACAUCAGUCAAAUGGCUCAGCAUAUCUUAAUAAUUUGCAUGCACUUCCAGUGAAUCAUUCAGCAUAGACAGAGGACAUGAGGCUGUUCAAACAUUAAUCACUUGUUGAUUCUGUUAGAUAAUGUUGAAUUAUUCUGAUCCAAAGAUACAGGGAGCAGGAUACCAUUGCUGAAAUCAUACAAAAUUUAAAUAUAAAUCUUUGAAUAGUUCAGUAAUGAAGGUUGUUAUGAAAGAAGCUGAAUGAUUCAUUAAAAAUAAUGUGACCAUCAGCUUUAAUAGACUUUUUUGUCUCUGGGAGCGUUUGGCAUGUUAGAUAAACUACGGAAGUGCAAAACCAUCAUGUCUUGGAGCAAAAUUAUUAAGAUUGUAAACCAUAAAAUAUCUGCUAAGAUAAGUAAUGCUAGAGCAUUACAGCCAUUGCGAGCGCACUGAAAAAUAUACUAUUUUCAAACCACACUUGGCCUAUCAGGUAACGCACAUAAAAAAAGGUUUGAUUGUAACUGCUCAAAUGUGUAAAACUAAUUCUUUAUCUAGAACAUUCCACUGGGAAGCUCUGUUUCGAUGAUUUAUUGCAUUGUUGAUUUGUAGCAGCUGCUACUUACUGAUAAGUGAAUUAUUGGUUCACCAAC
Molecule: messenger RNA, 4562 nt
Organism: Schistocerca nitens (vagrant locust)
Lineage: Eukaryota; Metazoa; Arthropoda; Insecta; Orthoptera; Acrididae
Gene: sif
Product: protein still life, isoforms C/SIF type 2
Exons: 19
Coding region: 15-3896 (1293 amino acids)
Biological process (GO): positive regulation of axonogenesis; activation of GTPase activity; small GTPase-mediated signal transduction
Cellular component (GO): membrane; synapse
Molecular function (GO): guanyl-nucleotide exchange factor activity; protein binding
Source: RefSeq, a predicted model, not a curated record